This is a messenger RNA of Clonostachys solani, 387 nucleotides long. The record is from the annotation of a GenBank genome assembly. Lineage: Eukaryota; Fungi; Ascomycota; Sordariomycetes; Hypocreales; Bionectriaceae.
AUGUCAUCCUCCAUCGCCAUUCCAAAUGCCAUCGGCAAAUCCUCAAAGGCCGUUGCCUCCUCUUCCUCGAGCAGCACCUACUCAAACUCCUCUCCAUGCUCAACACCUCCCGCCUCAGCCAAGCGCUCUAUACUUCACGUCCGCCGUCCCAGUCUACUAAGUUCCGCGAUAUCGAGGCAAGAGUCUACGGUGAUCAAUAUUGGUGAUCCAGAGGGUCCUCCUCGUCUCAUUACAUACUUGUCUUCAUCCCAAGGGUUUGCAUGGAACCCAGAGAUAUUCCUUCCGUCAUACGUCGAUUGCGAUUACGUACCCCUCGAGAAUCGUCGGGAUCCUGUCCACGAAAUACUCCUCAGCGACGAGGAAACAAAAAAACUUCUCCCGCAAUAA